AGUUUAAAGGUUAAAAUGAACACUUAUGCGAUUAAGAGGUUCUUGUUUGGUAAAAUUUCAAUCAUAGCCCCCUUUCCGGCUUUCCCUACAAUACUUGAUAUUCGGGCCGACUUACCCAUAAGAACUCCACCCUUAAUCUGUAGUUGUCUAAACAGCUCAACUACAUCAAUCUGCUAUAUUGAAUCCCUCAGAUUUAUACAUAAAGCACAUAACUCAGAAACAGUUUAUGUGAUGGAUCAAGAACUCCCACCACAUGUACUGAUCUUCCCCUUGCCGCUACAAGGCCCGGUGAACUCCAUGUUCAAGCUAGCUGAGCUUCUGUGCCUCUCGGGUAUUCAUGUCACAUUCCUUGUCACUGGUCAUAUUCAUACCCGACUCCUUAAAUACUCUAAUAUACAGUCCCGGUUUGAUUGUUACCCCGGUUUCCACCUAGAAACUAUAUCUGAUGGCCUUCCAGACGAUCAUCCUCGCUCUGGGAGCGGGCUUAUGGAAAUGUUUGACUCCCUGAAAACCAAAAACAAGAUCCUUUUUAAAGAUCUUUUGACUUCUGGUAAACUUAAUUCAGAUUCACGUAGGCCGGUAACUUGUAUUAUUGCAGAUGGUAUAAUGGGGUAUACUUGUGAUGUAGCUAAUGAGGUAGGAAUACCUAUUAUAUUUGUUCGUACAAUUAGUGCUUGUUGCCUUUGGGUCUUCUUCUGUCUUCCCAAGCUCAUUGAAGCUGGUGAACUCCCGUUUGCAGUAGAUAACGACUUGGAUGCACCAAUAAAGAGCAUACCAGGCAUGGAAGGGAUCUUCAGACGUCGUGAUCUUCCAAUGUUCUGUCGUUCUGGCAGCUUGUCAGACCCAAGCUUCAAUCUCUAUCUUCCUGAAAGUACAGAAAACCCAAGAGCUCAUGGGCUUAUACUUAACACAUUUGAUGAUUUAGAGGGUCCAAUACUAUCUCAAAUACGCACUUUUUGUCCAAAUCUGUACACAAUUGGCCCAUUGCACUCCCAUCUCAAGUACAAGCUAGUGGGAGAAACAUCCUCAUCACUGCCUUCUUCAAACAGUCUGUGGCAAGAAGACAUGAGUUGUAUUACAUGGCUGGACUCACAACCACCAAAAUCCGUGAUCUAUGUUUCCUUUGGAAGUCUUGCUGUUAUGACAAAGGAGCAAUAUAUGGAGUUCUGGUAUGGGCUAGUGAGCAGUGGUUCUCGUUUCUUGUGGGUCAUUCGACCUGAUGCAGUAACCAGUGAUUCAAAAGAGAUCCCACCAGAAUUGUCUAAAGGCACAGAAGAGAGAGGCUACAUUGUUGGUUGGGCCCCACAAGAGGAAGUCUUGGCCCACAAUGCCGUGGGUGGGUUUCUAACACACAGUGGGUGGAACUCGACUUUAGAAAGUGUGAUUGAAGGCGUUCCAAUGAUUUGCUGGCCUUAUUUUUUGGACCAACAAGUGAAUAGUAGAUUUGUCGGAGAAGUAUGGAAGUUGGGUUUGGACAUGAAGGAUACUUGUGACAAAGUGAUUAUAGAGAAGACAGUGAGAGAACUGAUGGAGGAUAGGAAAGAUGAGUUUAGGAGGUCAGCUGAUCAAAUGAGUAACUUUGCAAAACAAUGCUUGAUAGAUGGUGGAUCCUCUUAUUGUAAUUUAGAGCGUUUAAUCAAGGAUAUUGAAGCUAUGUAAUACUAUGUGCAGUCGUGUAGAUGGCUAAUCCAGUGUUUGACAGGAUCAGAUUGACACGAGAUUGAUUUGAUACUGGAUUGCUGGUAGCGUGGAUGUUCAUUUGAAAUGAUUUUUUCAUUCCUCAAGUCAUUCCUUUUGGGAUUAAGUUUUUGUGUAUUCAGCUGUAUAUUGUAUUUAACUAAUUUCAUUCCCAGAUAUAUUACAACGAUGUCAAUACACAAUUGAAUUUUAUGCCGAAUGGAUUUUGCCGUUCUUUCCCUA
This is a messenger RNA of Erigeron canadensis, 1920 nucleotides long. RefSeq names its product 7-deoxyloganetic acid glucosyl transferase-like. The transcript has 4 exons. Lineage: Eukaryota; Viridiplantae; Streptophyta; Magnoliopsida; Asterales; Asteraceae. Bases 16 to 1659 code for a protein of 547 amino acids. The record is from RefSeq and is a predicted model, not a curated record. Gene Ontology annotation, molecular function: UDP-glycosyltransferase activity.